Messenger RNA from Olea europaea var. sylvestris, 684 nucleotides. RefSeq lists its product as uncharacterized. The transcript is spliced from 2 exons. The coding region runs from base 1 to 684 and encodes 227 amino acids. The record is from RefSeq and is a predicted model, not a curated record. Lineage: Eukaryota; Viridiplantae; Streptophyta; Magnoliopsida; Lamiales; Oleaceae.
AUGAGCAAAGGAUAUGUACGGGAAAGCAUGAGUCAAUGUGCAGUACCUGUGUUGCUGGUGCCAAAGAAAGAUGGAGAUUGGAGAAUCAAGAAUCUUGAUGAGCAUGUAGAACAUUUAAGAUGUGUGCUUGUGGUUUUGAGAAAUGAACAACUUUAUGCUAAUUUUAAGAAGUGUACUUUUUGCACGGAUAGAGUUGUGUUUCUAGGCUUUGUGGUUAGUACUAAUGGUGUAGAGGUAGAUGAAGAGAACAUAAAAACUAUUAAAGAUUGGCCGACACCUAAAAGCAUAACCAAAGUCAGGAGUUUUCAUGGAUUGGCUAGUUUUUAUAGGCGUUUCGUCAAGGAUUUUAGCACAAUCACCACACCACUAACUGAGAUUGUCAAGCAAAAUGUGGGGUUUCAAUGGGGGGUAAAACAAGAACAUGCAUUCAACAUCAUCAAAGAUUGUUUGUGUAAAGCAUCGAUUUUAGCACUUUCUAACUUUGACAAAACUUUCGAGAUUAAGUGUGAUGCAUUAGGAAUAGGUAUUGGAGCAGUCUUAAUGCAGGAUAAGAGACCUAUAGCCUCCUUUAGUGAGAAGCUAAGUGGAGUAGCUCUCAACUAUCCUACGUACGACAAGGAGCUCUAUUCACUGUUCGAGCCUUGGAGACAUGGCAGUAUUACCUGUGGCCAAAAGAGUUUGUAA